AUGUCACUCGACGUUACUCAAGUUCUCUUAAGUGCACAAUCUGCUGAUGGCGCAAUUAGGAAACAUGCUGAAGAAAGCCUCAAGCAAUUCCAGGAGCAGAACCUCCCUGGAUUCUUGCUCUCCCUUUCAAGCGAGUUGGCCAAUGAAGAGAAACCUGAGGAGAGCCGCAGGUUAGCUGGCUUGAUUCUUAAGAAUGCACUGGAUGCAAAGGAGCAGCACAGGAAGAAUGAGCUUUUCCAGAGAUGGCUGGCACUGGAUGCUGGUGCCAAGGCACAAAUUAAAGGAUUGUUGCUGCAAACUCUCACAUCUCCUGUUGCAAGUGCCAGGUCCACUGCUUCCCAAGUUAUUGCCAAGGUUGCUGGUAUUGAGAUUCCGCAGAAGCAAUGGCCAGAGCUUAUAGGAUCAUUGCUCGCAAAUAUACAUCAGGUCCAGCCAAAUGUCAAGCAAGCAACUCUUGAAACACUUGGCUAUUUAUGUGAGGAAGUUUCUCCAGAUGCUGUUGACCAAGACCAAGUCAAUAAAAUACUUACAGCUGUUGUUCAGGGUAUGAAUGCUUCUGAGGCAAACUCUGAUGUGAGGCUUGCAGCUACACGGGCAUUGUAUAAUGCUUUGGGCUUUGCUCAGGUUAACUUCUCGAAUGACAUGGAGCGUGACUAUAUCAUGAGAGUAGUUUGUGAAGCGACUCAGUCUCCGAGCUGUGAGGGAGAUGAGGAGUCAGUUGCACUCCAGGCUAUUGAAUUCUGGAGUUCCAUUUGUGAUGAGGAAAUUGACAUUCUGGAUGAGUACAGCAGUGAAUUUACAGCUGAUUCUGAUGUUCCAUGCUACUACUUUAUCAAGCAGGCUCUUCCUGCCUUGGUGCCGAUGUUGUUGGAAACUCUCCUCAAGCAAGAGGAAGACCAAGAUUUGGAUGAAGGUGCUUGGAAUCUUGCAAUGGCUGGGGGAACUUGUUUGGGCCUGGUGGCAAGGACUGUUGGUGAUGACAUUGUUCCUCUUGUAAUGCCUUUUGUGGAGGAGAACAUAACCAAGUCUGAGUGGAGACAGAGAGAGGCUGCAACAUAUGCCUUUGGGUCUAUCUUGGAGGGCCCAUCAGCUGAUAAACUGGCUCCUCUUGUUAAUGUUGCGUUGGGCUUCAUGCUGUCCGCGCUGAUGAAGGAUCCCAGUAACCAUGUAAAGGACACAACUGCUUGGACACUUGGGAGAAUCUUUGAGUUCCUUCAUGGUUCAGCACUUGAAACUCCUCCUAUCAUCACGUCCGAGAAUUGUCAGCAAAUACUUACUGUGCUGCUUCACAGCAUGAAGGAUGUCCCAAAUGUGGCAGAAAAGGCAUGUGGGGCCCUCUAUUUCCUUGCACAAGGCUAUGUGGAUGCUGGAUCUGCAUCACCAUUAUCCCCUUUCUUUCAAGAUAUUGUUCAGAACCUUCUUAUGGUCACUCACAGGGAGGAUGCUGGAGAAUCUCGGCUGCGAACAGCAGCAUAUGAGACCCUAAAUGAAGUUGUCAGGUGCUCCACUGAGGAGACGGCCCCUAUUGUUAUGCAGUUAGUACCUGUGAUCAUGGUGGAGCUCCAUCAGACACUUGAAGCCGAAAAGCUGUCAACUGAUGAGAGGGAGAAGAGGAGCGAACUGCAGGGCCUCCUUUGUGGUUGCUUGCAGGUCAUUAUCCAAAAGUUGGGAGGGAUGGAGUCAACUAAGUACUCUUUCUUGCAGUAUGCUGAUCAGAUGAUGGAUCUGUUUUUGAGAGUUUUUGCAUGUCGAAAUGCCACAGUGCACGAAGAGGCUAUGCUUGCUAUUGGUGCAUUGGCAUAUGCAGCUGGUCCAAACUUUGCAAAGUACAUGUCACAGUUUUAUCAGUAUUUGGAGAUGGGACUUCAGAACUUUGAGGAGUAUCAGGUGUGUGCCAUUACCGUGGGCGUUGUUGGUGAUCUCUGCAGAGCACUGGAAGACAAAAUUUUACCCUUCUGUGAUGGCAUCAUGACCCAGCUCCUGAAGGACCUGUCCAGUAACCAGUUGCACAGAUCUGUGAAACCACCGAUAUUUUCGUGCUUUGGUGAUAUUGCACUGGCAAUUGGGGAGAACUUCGAGAAGUAUUUGAUCUAUGCGAUGCCUAUGCUGCAAAGUGCUGCUGAUUUGUCGGCCCAUACCACCGCAACUGAUGAUGAGAUGCUCGACUACACCAACCAGCUAAGGAAUGGAAUCUUGGAAGCCUACUCUGGUAUCCUGCAAGGAUUUAAGACUUCACCCAAGACACAACUACUGAUGCCAUAUGCUCCACAUAUUAUUCAGUUCCUUGAUGCUCUGUACAAUGGAAAGGAUAUGGAUGAUACUGUGAUGAAGACUGCAAUAGGUGUCUUGGGAGAUCUGGCCGACACAUUGGGUGUCCAUGCUGGCCCGUUGAUCAAUCAAUCCACCUCAAGCCAGGCAUUUUUAGAGGAAUGCUUGGCAUCAGAUGAUCCUUUGGUGAAAGAAUCUGCCGAGUGGGCGAGGAUAGCAAUCAGCCGUGCAGUUUCGGGUUGA
Messenger RNA from Miscanthus lutarioriparius, 2511 nucleotides. Lineage: Eukaryota; Viridiplantae; Streptophyta; Magnoliopsida; Poales; Poaceae. The record is from the annotation of a GenBank genome assembly.